GGGGCGGGCGACAAGAUGGCGGCGCCCAUAAGGCGGGCGACCCGGCUGCGGCGGCUCCGACAACAAGAUGGCGGCGCCCAGGCGCGGGGGGCGCGCGGGCGGCGCGUACAACAAGAUGGCGGCGGGCGCCCUCCGCUGAGGCGGGGCCCUUAGCAACCAUGGCGCUGCUGCUGCUGCUGCGCGGCCUGCGCCUGGCCCUGGACGUGCUGCUGCUGCUGCUCGACCUCAACUUCUUCCUCGUCUCCUCGCUGCUCGCCGCGCUGCUGUGGCUGCUGAAUCUAAUCACCAGCUUGCCCUCAGCCUGCUGGCACGGGCUGAUGUGGGCAGCGGGCGGCGCGCUCCAAGUGGUUUUAGGGGCGCUGAGGGGCUGCUGGGCAGCCAUGGAGGGGACGAAGGCUUUGGGGCAGCUGCUGGUGCUGAGGGGCAAGGAGGCGCUGAGGCAGAGCCUGGCGGGGCUGCUGGGCUCGGGGCAGGCGGCGUGGAGGCAGGCGUGCGACGGGGUGGCCAUCGCGGGCAGCUUGUUGGCUUAUCUCCUCAACAGCGCGCUCAACGUGGGGCUGCUGGGCGCACAGAGCCUCGGCGCCCUCCUGCCCGCCCUGUGGGACGCGGCGCUCAGCCCCGCGCUGCGCCUCGCCGAGCUGCUGGCCGCCUGCCUGGCACACGUCUCCAGCAGCGCCGUCGCCCUCUCCAUCCUCCUGUGGGCUCCAUGCCGUGUAGCCUUUGAGACGUUGGCUUCCCUCGCCGAGCUGCUCAUCGGGGUGUUUUUCGUCAAUGUGUACGGGUUGGGGCUGCUGCUGGUUCUUAUCGGCGUUGGGGUUGUUGCUGUGAACCCCGGGGUGCUGUGGGUGAUGGUGGGACACUUGCGGGUGCUGCCCGCCUGCCGCCGCCUGCAGCGGGAGGCCUGGAGGCUGUGGCAGCUGGCGGUGCUGGCGCUGGGCAUGGCCCUCACCUCGCAGGCUUGGCGCAGGAUGGUGGAGUGGAGCCUGCAGGUCACCGACUGGAGCCGAGGAGGGAGAACCAGGAACCGGGACAGUGAGCGGCGAGGAGCUGUGCCCCCACCGGGGAGAUUGGUGCUGGCCGUGGCGGGGCAGGAGGAGCAGCCGGACACGCAGCGGGGCCCGCAGGCACGGCCGGCGCUGGGGAGAAGCUCUGCGGCAGGACAGCGGCUGCACAACCCCAGGGAAGAGCCCGGCACCUCCCGGGGGAAAGCUCCGAGGAGAGAGCAGCUGAACGUGGCAGCUGGGGACGGGAUGCCGGAUGACGACCCCUGGGUGCUGCUGAAAGAGCAAGAGGAACGGAAGAAAUGCGUCAUCUGUCAGGACCAGACAAAGACGGUGCUGCUCCUGCCCUGCAGGCACCUGUGCCUGUGCCAGGAGUGCACAGAAGUCCUCCUGCAGCAGGCCGUCUACCAGCGCAACUGCCCGCUGUGCCGCCAGAUGAUCCUCCAGACGCUCAACGUCUACUUGUGAACGUCUCCGUGCUUCUCCCACCAGGCCGGGGCUGCCCCCAGCAGUUCCCAAAGAACUCAGGGUGGCUUGAAAGAGGCUGCCGGGGGCGUCUGUCACAGCCACGUUUGGGACGUGACUCGGUUGUGGCUCUCGCUAGCAAGCGCACGAGGUGAUCACCGCAGCAAGCCGAGGGAGGGUUUUAUUUUUUUGUUGGUGUUGACAGCUUUUGCUGUUUCAGGGCCCGUUGCCUGAGCCUGCAGCGGUCCCAGACCCGAAGCAGAGCACGGAAGGAUGCUCGGCUCCCUCCUAGCCAAAGCUGAAAGGGUGAAGGCUCAGCCCUCCUGGGCCUAGUGCAAGGCAAGGGAGGUUUUGUUGUUGUUUUUCUUUUUUUUCUUAGUGAGAUUUGGCCAAAAAACUACCUGGCAGACUGCAUUUACAGCUCGUUCUUCCUCCUGCCACGUAAACGCGGCAGCUCCCAGCGCAGGGCACAACGCACACCCCUCCUGCAAGGCUCCUGGCAGGCGCUCUCCAGCUCUCCAGGGGGUGACUUCGGGAGGGAAGGGGACUCCCCAAAUCCUCGGGGAGCCCCCCGAGACAUUCCAGCACCAGGCACACGCGUGGGGAGCGGUACCAGGACCACAGCGAGGGUUACGCUUCUCUUCUGUCUUGCCGCCUGGCCGAAAUGCAAAAACGCAGCUGGUUUUGGUACAGAGGGGCCCAAAAAGCCUCGCGGGGCCCUGCACACCUCGCUGGGGAGGGCUGAGGUGCCUCGUGGCCCCCAAGAACGCCUCGCACCGAAGAGUUUUUCCUUUCCCAGCCGCUCGCCUGGGCUCAGCCACGCGCCGGAGCCAAUUUUGGCUGGAGCCAGCUUGGAAAGAGCCUCGACUCCUCAACUGUGAGCCAGGAGCCUGAGGGCGGCUGGCGUGGCCCGUGCCGUUCUGCUCCAAACUAAUCGAUUUCGGUGAUUUUUAGCCAAAACGGAGGCAGCAGAGGGGCUGGGCUGGGAGAUGCCUCUGCACUGCAAACCUGAGCUGUGGCGGGGCAUGGUCCUGCCUGGGAGCAGCUCCCUGGGCACAUCCUCCUCGUUUUGGGGCGUGCAGAGCUCCCUGCCCUCCCCAGGCACACAGCACCCAGCAGAACUUCGGGGCCAGCCAGAUUUUGGGGUGCAACACCUCCUCCGGGGGCUUCGGGACGAAGGACACCUUCCCAGGACUGCAGUUUCUCCCUGCAAACUUGAUUUAUUGUUAUUAUUUUAUUUUUUUUUGUAAUGCCAGCAGCCACGCUUGUUCUUUUCGGGCCUGUUUGUAAGAAGAGAGAAAGCUUCGCCUUCCGUUUACCUGUUUGCACUACGAGCUAGAUACCGAGCGGAUUAAAGUCUCCUUCAGCACAAA
This is a messenger RNA of Anas platyrhynchos (mallard), 2839 nucleotides long. RefSeq names its product ring finger protein 26 (gene RNF26). NCBI's taxonomy places the organism in Eukaryota, Metazoa, Chordata, Aves, Anseriformes, Anatidae. Gene Ontology annotation, molecular function: ubiquitin protein ligase activity. Gene Ontology annotation, biological process: ubiquitin-dependent protein catabolic process; protein ubiquitination. The record is from RefSeq and is a predicted model, not a curated record.